Microthlaspi erraticum is the source of this 5070-nucleotide messenger RNA. NCBI's taxonomy places the organism in Eukaryota, Viridiplantae, Streptophyta, Magnoliopsida, Brassicales, Brassicaceae. The record is from the annotation of a GenBank genome assembly.
AUGUACAACGGAAUAGGGUUACAGACUGCUAGAGGAUCAGGGACUAAUGGCUAUGUUCAAACGAACAAGUUCUUCGUGAGGCCUAGGAAUGGUGGUAAGCCCGUUAAUGGUGGGAAAGGGUUCGAGGAUGAUCAGGGAACUGCUGGUUUAUCGAAGAAACCUAACAAAGAUAUCCUCGAGCAUGACCGUAAACGUCAGAUUCAUCUUAAGCUCGCUAUCCUUGAAGAUCAGCUUGCUGAUCUGGGUUAUUCAGAUGCCGAUAUUGCUCAGAAGCUUGAGGAAACCAGGUUAAACCUUGAAGCUACUGCUGCUACUUCUGAAGAGAGUGGUGGUGGGUCGAAGAUCUCUGAUACACAGACCCAUCAGGUUGCUGCAAGGAAAGAGAAGCAGAUGGAAUUGUUUCGAGCUGCGUUGGGUAUACCUGAUCAGAAGCAGGUUGAGGAAGGUAUGAUUGAUGAUGAGCCAACGGCGGAGGCUUAUGAAGGUAGGCUGAAAGAGAGGCGGGAACAUUCUUUCUUGGAUAGAGAUGGUGGGAGGAGGAAGGUAGAUGAGGAUGUUAACGAGAAAGAUGGUAAGAGUAAGGGUAAGGGAAAGGAUAGUAAGAAGCAGCUUGGUGGUGAUGAUGAUGAUAUGGGUGAAGUGAAGCGUCACAAGAAGAAGAAAGAGAGCAAGAAGAGAAGGCACGGUGAUGAUUCAUCUGAGUCUGAUGGAAGUGGUCGUGACCGCAGAAGGCGAUCUAAGAAGAAGGCUAAGGGGCGUAAACAAGUCAGUGAAAGUGAAAGCGAAAGCGACUCGAGCAGCUCGGAUUCUGACUCUGAUAGUGAUGGUGGAGAGAAGAGAAGAAGGAAGGGUACGAAGAAGCGCAGUAGAAGCAAGAGAAGCGUCUCUUCUGAGUCUGAAGAUGUUGACAGUGAUGACAGCAAGAAACAUAGGAAGUCACACAAAAAGAGUCGACCCUCCAUUCGAUCUAGCUCUAAAGAAGUAAGGGAUAACAAACUUGAUGAAGAAAGGAGAGCUGGACGAAAGAGGCAUGAUUCUGAUGUUAGCGAGCCUGAAUCUGAGGAUAAGAAACAACAGCUGCGCAAGAAAGAAGAAGCUCACCGUGGAGGAAGGAAGCAGAAAAGAGAUGAGGAAGACGUGGAGUCUGAUCAUUUGAAGGACAGGCAUAGAGGUGAUACUGGCCGCAAGAAAGCUGCAAGAGACGACUCUGAUGACAGUGAUGCUGAGUUUGUAAACAAGAAGAAACUGCGCAGUAAAGUAGAAGCGUACAGUGGAGGAAUGACGCAGAAACGAUACGAGGAGGAAGAGCCUGUGUCUAAGCACGGCAAGGACGGUUACAGAAGUGAUGAUCGUGGCAAGAAAGUUGCAAGAGACUCUGAUGACAGUGAGGCUGAGUAUGAAAACAGGAGGAAGCUAAGGGAUGAAAGAGGAAAGAAGCACAUAAGAGAGGAGGAUGAUGAUGACAACAACAACCAUGGAAGAGACAGGUAUAAAAGAGGCGAUGAUGCUGGUCAGAGACGUGGAACAAUUAAGGAUGCUGAUGAUGAUGAUAAGAAGAUGGAUAGGCAUAGAAGAGGUCGAGUCAUUGAGGAAGAAGAGAAAGACAAAGGAGAUGAUUACAUGGAUAGAUACAGACCGAGACGUGAGGACGAUGAAGAGUAUAAGCAUGGCAGAGACAGGUACAGAGGCGAUAAGGAGGACAGGUAUAGAGGUGGUGAUGCUUCUGGUAAAAGACGCGAGGAAAGUGAUGAAAGAGUUAGCAGAGAGCGUCGAAGUCACCACGAUGGCCGAUCAAGCGGGAAGAGAUCGUCCUAUGGUGCUCCUUUUUUCGUAGAUUCUCAGGGUUUUCGAUUGCUACUGUGUGAUUUUGCUGGUGGUGGUGACACAAUGACUAGACCUAACACCCGAAACAAAAACAAAAGAGCAAGACCAUCAGACACUGUUGAUUCCUCUUCUCAGAUUCUCCGGAAAAUUCACGAGGCUAAUGAUGUUACUGAUGAUGACAUUAACCAACUUUUCAUGAUAUGCAAGCCAGUUUGUCAAGGCUGCCGUGUUAACACCCGUGACAAUCCCAACUGCUUCUGUGGGCUUGUUCCGCCGGUUAAUGGAAGCCGGAAAUCUGGGCUGUGGCAGAAAAUGUCUGAAAUCAUUACGGCUCUUGGUCCAGAUCUAUCCUCGGAACGUCGUGCUUCUGACUCUACACCGGCUGGUCUCACCAAUCUGGGCGCUACUUGCUAUGCCAACAGUAUACUUCAGUGUCUGUACAUGAAUACUGCUUUCCGGGAAGGAGUUUUCUCUGUCGAGGUUGAUGUGUUGAAACAGUAUCCAGUCUUGGAUCAGAUUGCUCGGCUUUUUGCGCAGCUGCAUGCUAGCAAGAGAUCCUUUGUUGAUUCAGAUGCUUUUGUGAAGACGUUAGAGUUGGAUAAUGGGGUUCAGCAGGAUACCCAUGAGUUCUUGACUUUGCUUCUGUCCUUGCUUGAGCGUUGCUUAUGCCAUUCUGGUGUUUGCAAAGCUAAAACAAUAGUGCAGGAUCUCUUUCGUGGUAGUGUCUCGCAUGUGACCACGUGCUCGAAAUGUGGCAGGGAGUCCGAGGCUUCUUCAAAGGUGGAAGAUUUCUAUGCCCUUGAGUUGAAUGUCAAAGGCCUCAAAAGUUUGGAUGCUAGUUUGAAUGAUUACCUUAGCUUGGAGCAUCUCAAUGGGGAUAAUCAGUAUUCUUGUGGAAGUUGCAAUGCUAGAGUAGAUGCCACACGCUGCAUCAAACUGCGCACACUACCUCCUGUUAUCACUUUUCAGCUCAAGCGAUGUGUUUUCCUUCCUAAGACUACGGCUAAGAAGAAAAUUACUUCCUCGUUUUCCUUUCCUGAAGUGCUGGAUAUGGGAUCGAGAUUGGCAGAGUCUUCUCAAAAUGAGCUGAUAUACGAUCUCUCUGCUGUGUUAAUCCACAAAGGAAGCGCUGUCAACAGUGGACAUUAUGUUGCUCACAUAAAAGAUGAAAAGACUGGCUUGUGGUGGAAAUUUGAUGAUGAAAGUGUGUCAGAACUGGGUAAACGUCCAUUUGAUGAAGGCUCUUCUUCAACUCCAAAAUCUGAGAGUAAUGGUACGACUAGUAGUGGGAGUACACCAGAUGUCAUUCAAUCAGGAUCUGCUAUUAAGUCGGAGGUUUUCUCAUCCACUGAUGCUUAUAUGCUGAUGUAUAGUCUUAGAUGCGGUAAACAGGAAAAUCAGCAGGAAGGCCAAAGAGAAAAUCCUAUUGAUAGUGUUCAACAACUUGAAGGUGAUCUUCCGUCACAUCUUUAUGAAUGGAUCAAUAACGCGAAUGCAUCAUUCCUUGAGGUUUGCUCGGAAUUUGAUUCAAGAAAGGAAAGAGAGUUGAAUGAGUUGACUGAAAGGAGGCAAGAAGUACGGACAAUACUUUCAGAAGCUGCUGUUCAGUCACUUGAAGAACAAUACUAUUGGAUCUCCACAGAUUGGCUUCGUCUAUGGGCAGAUACCAUUAUGCCUCCCGCUUUGGACAAUACCCCUUUACUGUGUUCCCAUGGAAAAGUGCUUGCCUCAAAAGUUAAUUGCAUGAAGCGAAUAUCUGAACUUGCAUGGGCCAAGUUAGAAUCAAAGUUCAAUGGUGGACCAAAGUUAGGGAAAGGGGACUAUUGCAGGGACUGCCUUAUGGAUGGUGCUCGCAUGGUUGUCUCUUCUGACAGCUAUAGAGAUCGAAGAACAUUCAUGAAAAACAUUGCAAGUGAUGUUCUUUCAGGAAAGUGUGAGGACGGAAAUUAUAUUAUCUCUAAAGCAUGGUUGCAGCAAUGGGUAAAAAGAAAAAACCUUGACGCUCCCAGUGAAGCAGAUGCGGGCCCCACAAAUGCAAUUACCUGCGAUCAUGGAGAGCUGUUGCCAGAGCAAGCGCCAGGGGCCAAAAGAAUUCUAGUUCCAGAGAACCUCUGGUCAUUCCUUGUUGAAGAUGCUCUAAAAGUGCAACCAGAAGAUCCUUCGGGCUGCCCUUGUUUCACUUUGGACUCCAGACAGUGUUGUCAUUGCACAGAGGAAAUUUCUGAGGUUGCAUGCCACGAGGAUUCACUAAGAACAUUAAAGGUCAAGCAGCGCCAAAAUCACGAGAAGUUAGCCGCAGGAAAGGGUAUACCAUUAACGGCACAGAGUCAAUAUUUCUUGUUGCCUUCUCCGUGGCUAGUGGAAUGGAGAAGCUAUAUUAACAUGACUGGGAAAAAUAGUUCUUCAGCACCAGAGCCUGAACUUCUUGAUGGAGUCAUCAGUACUCUCAAAUGCAAUAAGCACACGCGACUCCUUGAAAGGCUCCCUGAACUUGUCUGCAAACGUGGCUCAUAUUUUCAAAAAAAUCCAUCUACAGACAAGCUGACAAUCAUCCCUGAGCUUGAUUGGAAAUAUUUCUGUGAGGAGUGGGGAGGUAUCAUGGAGAAUGGAGUAUCUGCUUUUAUUGAGGUUGGUAACAAUAAAGAUCAAAGCUCAUCACAAAACGUCAUUGAUCUUGAGAAGGAUUCUUCUCCCGGUGAUAAUAUGGACAGCGAUGCUCAACACUUUAUUCUCAGGACAUCCCCAGAGAUUUGUGAGGAAUGCAUAGGAGAUAGGGAAAGCUGUGAGUUGAUGCAGAAACUUAGUUACUCCGAGGGAGAUGUAUUUGUCUAUCUUGUGCGUGGAAAGGAAGCCCCAAAAGCAAUGUUAGAGGUAUCUGAUACCACCGCUGAUGUGGAUCGGCGUGCAUCAAAGCGAUCUCGGAGAACAAAUUCUGGAAGCCUGACUAGUUUUAAAGUUUCUGCGACAACGACCGUGUACCAAUUAAAGAUGAUGAUAUGGGAAUUGCUUGGGGUGAUGAAGGAAAACCAGGAACUUCACAAAGGCCCAAAACUGAUUGAUGAGGAAUCUGCAACCCUUGCAGACAUGAACAUAUUUCCUGGCGACAAGCUUUGGGUGAGAGAUAGCGAGAUACAUGAACACCGCGAUAUUGCUGACGAGUUAUGCGAUAAGAAAGCGGGGGCUCAAGAUGUCGAAGAAGGGUUUCGUGGGACGCUUUUGACUGCAGACAUCUCUUCUGAAGCCUGA